AUGGGUCAAACCCUGUCGGAGCCGGUGGUCGAAAAGACAUCGUCCGAGGGCGGGGAUGACUGCUGCGUGUACGGUGUGUCGGCCAUGCAAGGCUGGCGAAUCAGCAUGGAGGACGCCCACGCUGCGAUUCUUGACCUCCAGGCAAAGUACAACGGUACUGGCGACGAGAAACCGACGGAUCCGGAACACCGCCUUGCUUUCUUCGGUGUUUACGAUGGCCACGGUGGCGACAAGGUCGCAUUGUUCACCGGCGAGAACCUCCACAAAAUUGUCUCCCGACAGGAUGCUUUCGCCAAGGGUGAUAUUGAACAGGCCAUGAAGGAUGGUUUCCUCGCUACCGAUAGGGCGAUUUUGGAAGAUCCCCGUUAUGAGGAGGAGGUUUCUGGCUGCACUGCAUCCACAAGCAUUAUCUCACAGAAGAAGAUCUGGGUGGCGAACGCUGGUGAUUCACGAUCAGUCCUGGGUGUGAAGGGCCGUGCAAAGCCCCUCUCCUUCGACCAUAAGCCUCAGAACGAGGGCGAGAAGGCCCGUAUCAGCGCCGCUGGUGGCUUCGUCGACUUCGGUCGUGUCAAUGGCAACCUUGCCUUGUCCCGCGCCAUCGGUGACUUCGAAUUCAAGAAAAGCCCGGAGCUUUCUCCCGAACAGCAGAUCGUCACCGCAUACCCCGACGUAACUGUUCACGAGCUCACAAACGAUGAUGAGUUCCUAGUUAUUGCCUGUGAUGGUAUCUGGGACUGCCAGUCCUCCCAGGCUGUGGUUGAAUUCGUCCGUCGUGGCAUUGCCGCUAAGCAGCCCCUUGCCCGGAUCUGUGAGAAUAUGAUGGACAACUGUCUGGCCUCGAACAGCGAAACCGGCGGCGUUGGAUGUGACAACAUGACCAUGACCAUCAUCGGACUUCUACAAGGCAAGACUAAGGAGGAGUGGUACAACCAAAUUGCAGAGCGGGUUGCGAACGGGGAUGGACCUUCCGAGUUCCGCGGCCCCGGGAUCCGGAACCAGUUCGAGGAUAACCCCGAUGAAUAUGAUCAGGCGGCGGAGCGUAACCGUGGCUACAGUGUGCGUUCGGGCCGUAUCAUCCUCCUAGGUGAUGGCACCGAAGUCAUCCCGGAUCAGAACGAGGAGCUCUUUGACCAGACCGAGGAGGAUCAGGACCUUACCAACCAGGUGCAGCACGACACCGCCGCUCGGAAUCGUGAGGCCACCCCGGGCCCUCAGGGGAAACAGGAGACUGGGACUGCUCAAAUAUCCGAGUCCCCGGCCUCCACUGACGCCGAGAAAGAGAAGUCCGCAUCGUAG
Penicillium soppii is the source of this 1296-nucleotide messenger RNA. Its product is annotated as PP2C family serine/threonine-protein phosphatase. NCBI's taxonomy places the organism in Eukaryota, Fungi, Ascomycota, Eurotiomycetes, Eurotiales, Aspergillaceae. Gene Ontology annotation, biological process: protein dephosphorylation. The record is from RefSeq and is a predicted model, not a curated record. The transcript is spliced from 7 exons. The coding region runs from base 1 to 1296 and encodes 431 amino acids. Gene Ontology annotation, molecular function: protein serine/threonine phosphatase activity; cation binding.